Messenger RNA from Gymnogyps californianus (California condor), 3435 nucleotides. Its product is annotated as protocadherin alpha-6-like. Gene Ontology annotation, biological process: homophilic cell-cell adhesion. Gene Ontology annotation, molecular function: calcium ion binding. The record is from RefSeq and is a predicted model, not a curated record. Gene Ontology annotation, cellular component: plasma membrane. Lineage: Eukaryota; Metazoa; Chordata; Aves; Accipitriformes; Cathartidae.
AUGGGCGUGUGUUGGGGUGCGGUGGUGCGGGUGCUGUUGCUGCAGGCGGGGUGGGCGUUGGGCGUCGGGCAGGUGCGGUACUCGGUGCCGGAGGAAGCGAAGGCCGGGACGGUGGUGGGCCGGCUGGCGCAGGACCUGGGCCUGGAGGCGGGCGAGGCGGAGGCUUGGCGGCUGCGGCUGGUGGCGCAGGGCCGGCGGGCGAGCGUGGAGGUGAGCGGGGCGAGCGGGGCGCUGGUGGUGAGCUCGCGGCUGGACCGGGAGGAGCUGUGCGGGAAGAGCGCGCCGUGCGCCCUGCGGCUGGAGGUGCUGGUGGAGCGGCCGCUGCGCGUCUUCCACGUGGAGCUGGAGGUCACCGACAUCAACGACAACGCCCCGCUCUUCCCCGCCGCCCGGAAAAACCAGUUUACGGAGAACUCCCCUCCCGGCUCUCGGUUCCCGCUGGAGGGCGCGUCGGAUGCAGACAUCGGAGCCAACGCGCAGCUCUCCUAUACACUCAGCCCCAGCGACCACUUCUCUCUGGAUCUGCGGAAAACCGAGGAAGACGAUGAGUCCUUAUUCCUGGUGCUCGCGAAAUCUCUGGACCGCGAGACGAUGCCUGUGCACCGGUUGGUGUUGACGGCGAGUGACGGGGGCCGGCCGUCGCUGACGGGCACGAUGGAGCUGGUGAUCUCGGUGCUGGAUGCCAACGACAACGCGCCCCAGUUCAACCAGUCGGUGUAUAAAGUGCAGCUGCCGGAAAAUACGGAACGCGGCACUUUAGUGAUCAGACUAAACGCCACGGAUCUGGAUGAGGGGACGAACAGGAAUAUCUCGUAUUCUCUCCAGAAGGUGUUCCCGCAGGAUGGAGGAGACGUUUUCGAGCUCGACAGAAACAGCGGAGAGAUCCGUCUUAGGGGUGACUUAGACUUUGAGGUUGUUGGUCUCUAUCGCCUGCAAGUGGAUGCAGCGGAUCAGGGCAACCCACCGCUGUCGGGUCACUGCAAGGUGGUGGUGGAGGUGGUGGACGUGAACGACAACGCGCCGGAGGUGUGGGUGACGUCGCUGUCGGUGCCGGUGCCGGAGGACGCGUCGGUGGGGACGGUGGUGGCGCUGCUGAGCGUGUCGGACCGGGACUCGGGGGCGAACGGGCGGGUGCGGUGCGCGGUGUGGCCGCCGGCGCCGUUCGGGCUGGUGGCGAGGUUCGCGGGCUCGUACUCGCUGGUGCUGCGGGAGGCGCUGGACCGGGAGCGGGUGUCGGAGUACGAGGUGGAGGUGCGGGCGGAGGACGGCGGGGCGCCGCCGCUGCGCGGCAGCCGCGGGGUGCGGGUGCCGGUGUCGGACGUGAACGACAACGCGCCGGCGUUCGCGCAGGCCGUGUACACGGUGCUGGCGCGGGAGAACAACGCGGCGGGCGCGGAGCUGGCGCGGCUGUGGGCGCGGGACGCGGACGAGGCGGGGAACGGGCGCGUGAGGUACUCGGUGGCGGAGGGCGUGGGCGGGGGCGCGGGGGCGGGCGGGGGGUGGCGGGCGGCGUCGAGCUACGUGUCGGUGGACGCGGAGAGCGGGCGCGUGUGGGCGCUGCGUCCGUUGGACUACGAGGAGGUGCAGGUGCUGGAGUUCGAGGUGCGGGCGGUGGACGCGGGGGAGCCGCCGCUGUGCGGCAACGCCACGGUGCAGCUCUUCGUGGUGGACGAGAACGACAACGCGCCGGCGCUGCUGCCGGCGCCGGGCGUCGGGCCGGGGCCCGGGGCGUCGGGCUGGUCGUCGUCGGGUCCGGUCUCGGGGGCGCUGUGGGCGUGGGCGGCGUGGGGGGCGCCGGCGGGGCAGGUGGUGGCGAAGAUCCGGGCGGUGGACGCGGACUCGGGCUACAACGCGUGGCUGCGCUACGAGCUGUGGGAGCCGCGGGGGAAGGGCCCGUUCCGCGUGGGGCUGUACAGCGGCGAGGUGAGCACGGCGCGGGCGCUGGAGGAGGCGGACGGCCCGCGGCAGAGGCUGGUGAUCGUGGUGCGGGACCACGGGGAGCCGGCGCGCUCGGCCACGGCCACGCUGAGCGUGUCGCUGGUGGAGGGCGCCGAGGCGGCGCUGGCGGCCGCGGGCUCGUCGUCGUCGUCGUCGUCGUCGUCGUCGGGAGCGGGGCUGCGGCCGGCGGCGGGCGCGGAGGGCGGCGCGGCGGCGGCUGCGGCGUCGGCGUCGGCGACGAACGUGUGGCUGGUGGUGGCCAUCUGCGCGGUGUCGAGCGUGUUCGUGCUGGCGGUGGUGCUGUACGGGGCGUCGCGGUGGUCGCCGCGGGCGGCCGUGGUGUCGGGGCCCGGGCCGGCGACGCUGGUGUGCGCCAGCGAAGUGGGGAGCUGGUCGUACUCGCAGCGCCAGAGCCGGAGCCUGUGCGUGGCGGACGGCGCGGGCAAGAGCGACCUGAUGGUUUUCAGCCCCAACUUCCCGCCGCCGCCCGGCCCCGCGGCGAAGGAGACGCAGCCGGAGCCGCCCGCUCUCCUGGACACGGUCAGUGGCCCUCCCUUUCUGGCCUCUCGCCCCUUCGCCCUUCUUCUCGGUCUCCCUCCGCCCUUCUUCGCGGUCUUCGUUCUGGCCCGCCGCCUGGGCAGGCGCUGGUGGGAGGCGGGGUGGGCGUUGGGCGUCGGGCAGGUGCGGUACUCGGUGCCGGAGGAAGCGAAGGCCGGGACGGUGGUGGGCCGGCUGGCGCAGGACCUGGGCCUGGAGGCGGGCGAGGCGGAGGCUUGGCGGCUGCGGCUGGUGGCGCAGGGCCGGCGGGCGAGCGUGGAGGUGAGCGGGGCGAGCGGGGCGCUGGUGGUGAGCUCGCGGCUGGACCGGGAGGAGCUGUGCGGGAAGAGCGCGCCGUGCGCCCUGCGGCUGGAGGUGCUGGUGGAGCGGCCGCUGCGCGUCUUCCACGUGGAGCUGGAGGUCACCGACAUCAACGACAACGCCCCGCUCUUCCCCGCCGCCCGGAAAAACCUCAGCAUGCGGAAUUCACCACGCUGCCGGCUCUCGGUUCCCGCUGGAGGGCGCGUCGGAUGCAGACAUCGGGCCAACGCGCAGCUCUCCUAUACACUCAGCCCCAGCGAGCAUUUCAGAGUAGAGAAGAAAACAGUAACUCGCGCAGUAAUCCUGUUUCUGGUGCUCGCGAAAUCUCUGGACCGCGAGACGAUCCUGUGCACCGGUUGUGUUACGGCGAGUGACGGGGGCCGGCCGUCGCUGACGGGCACGAUGGAGCUGGUGAUCUCGGUGCUGGACUUAAGCAUGACAAGGGGACACACCACCUCUACCGAGGCCAUCUGUGCAAGUGCACAAGUACAGGGCAUCAAGCACACAAAGAUUACGCCCACCCCUCAUCACAUCCGCUUACAAAUCCCGCCUGACGAGGAGCAAGGAACCAUCACGGCAACAUCAACGGAUGGGGAAGCUACUAUGGAUGCCCACCACUACACAAGGACAGCACGUUGA